Molecule: messenger RNA, 549 nt
Organism: Sabethes cyaneus
Lineage: Eukaryota; Metazoa; Arthropoda; Insecta; Diptera; Culicidae
Product: general odorant-binding protein 67-like
Exons: 4
Coding region: 1-549 (182 amino acids)
Source: RefSeq, a predicted model, not a curated record
AUGAUUAGGAACGAAGUACUACCCCAACCAGCUCCCGAUAAUCCAACUUGUGCAGAAGGAAAUACUAAAAUCGCGAAGGACUGUUGUCGCUUACCAUCGUUAGUGGACCAAACCAUAAUAAAUCGUUGUGCCACAGAAAAUCCAACAAUUGCCCCCGCUCCAAGUGUUAGGAGAACGGAAGGAUGUUGCAUCGCUCAGUGUGUUCUGAUAACACUAAAUGCGUUCAAUAAUAAUACAAUUGAUCGAACGACCCUAAAAAAUGUGCUUUGGAAGGCCGCAGGUUUGGAUCGAAACUUUGGCCCGCUGCUUAAUAAUACUAUCGACGAGUGCUUCACUGUAAUUCAAAAUAAUCCCGCAUUUACCGCAACCCCAGUGCCUUCAGUGCCGGGUAGAUCUGGCUGCAGCUUCCUUCCGGAAGGAUUUUUCAACUGCGUCAAAUCAUCGUUAUUUCAGCACUGUCCAGCAGCUGUGUGGAACGACAAUGCUGAGUGUAGACAACUAAAGCAAAAGUUAUCUACGGGAUGUUCGUUUAGUUCGCUGAUGGGAUAA